UUUCACUGAAGAUUCAUAUCAUCCACUUUGGCAACAAGCCAUAUAUAUCCCCAUUAAACUUGGAUGUCCAGAUGGAGCUUACAAUCGAAAUUCAUCUUAUAAUACAUCAACAAGACAACUUUGUCCUGAUUUUUCCUUUUUGGUAUCAAAUGCUUGUCUAUUUAGGGGUGAAGAAAAAGCACCCAGUAAUGCAGAGGAUCCUGCAAAUGAACUCACUUCUAAAUUAAUAUGGAUAUAUGGAGAGUGUCCAUAUAUCUUUGGCUAUUAUGCAGUUGGGUUCAUG
Entrophospora candida is the source of this 283-nucleotide messenger RNA. NCBI's taxonomy places the organism in Eukaryota, Fungi, Glomeromycota, Glomeromycetes, Entrophosporales, Entrophosporaceae. The record is from the annotation of a GenBank genome assembly.